Messenger RNA from Chaetomium globosum CBS 148.51, 2256 nucleotides. RefSeq lists its product as uncharacterized. The record is from RefSeq and is a predicted model, not a curated record. The coding region runs from base 1 to 2256 and encodes 751 amino acids. NCBI's taxonomy places the organism in Eukaryota, Fungi, Ascomycota, Sordariomycetes, Sordariales, Chaetomiaceae. The transcript is spliced from 3 exons. Gene Ontology annotation, molecular function: flavin adenine dinucleotide binding; NADP binding; N,N-dimethylaniline monooxygenase activity.
AUGCCCGCCGCUAUGCCAAAGAGAGUCUGUAUUGUUGGUGCCGGGCCUUCCGGCCUCGUGGCUGCCAAGUCGUUGCUUUGGGAUACGCCAAGGGGCACUUUUGAUGUGACCUUGUUCGACUCCCAGACUCGAAUUGGUGGUCUCUGGCCUUCGCACAAGGAUGACCGCACAGGACUUGUUCAUCCCCGCAUGGUUGCCAACCAGAGCAAACACACCGUCCACUUCAGUGACCUGGCCUGGUCCGAAGACGCCCCCAACCUCCCCCGCGCUUGGCAAGUCGGCCAAUACCUCUCCGAGUACCUGAAAAGGUACUGCUCCGAGGCAAAGCUCAGUCUUGGAACCCGUGUCGAAAAGGCCGUGCCACUGGCAGCUUCCAAGGAUGGCUCACAGCAUGGCUGGAGGGUUCAGACUCGUUCCGAUCAAGGGGAAGUGAAAGAAGAUUCGUUCGACUACCUACUCGUGGCGUCCGGCUUCUUUGGCCAACCCGCACUACCUUCCAUAAGCCGUGGAGGUCCCGAGAUCCCCACCAUUCAUAGUAGCCAGUAUCGCGACCUGCAAACUCUCCUUGGGAAGACGGGUGGCUCAGGGGGAAAGAUCCUGGUUGUGGGAGGUCAAAUGUCAGGGGUCGAAGUUGCUGGCACAAUCGCCUCGCACCUUUCAUCCGCUGUUCACUCCCCGGGGGCAAGCCCGGUACCUAACGCGGAGAAGUAUUCCAUCCACCACAUCAUCCAGCAGCCCGUGUGGGUGUUUCCGUUGCACACCUCCCCAAAGCCAACCGCAUCCGCUCCUCCAUUUCUACCACUUGACCUGGGGUCUUACAACACUGCCAAUAGGGUCCAUCCCCUGACCAACUCACAGGGUCACAUCCCCCAAGAAGCUGCCAAGAUUGUUCAUUCGAUCUACCAAACCGCUCUGGGAACCGACCAGUCGAUAUUCUCCCCGGAGGUUGCAGUUACAGCCGCCAACACCAGUGGCCCGCCAUACCUUACCGUUAGCGAUCACUACAUGGACUUUGUCCGUUCUGGUCUCAUCUCUGUGUCCCACGGCAAGCUCGGUGGCCUUACAGGCUCCGAAGCAACAAUAUCGCCAUCGAACGAGAAGAUUGAGGAUGUUGCUGCCGUGGUGUUCGCAACUGGCUUUGAGGCAUCCUCUUCGAUAUCCUUUCUCCCCCAAGCGGUGAAAGAGGCAUUGUCCCUCAGCCCCUCCGACCUCAACAACACAGUUGCGCUAGCAUUCCAUGGUACCUACCACCCGGACGUCCCGAACCUUGGCUUCGUUGGUUUCUACAGGUCACCUUAUUGGGGCGUCAUGGAGAUGCAAGCUCGCUUCCUCACAGCCUUGUGGGCCGCUGGUGGGCCAUCCUCAUCCUCUCUACCGCCGCAACUGAAGGAAGCCUUGAGCAAGGACACCUCGAUCGAGUGGACCCUCAACCUCCGGACUGAUCCCCGGGCGUCACAGUUCCCGAUGGGCGAUUAUCCGUGGCUCAUGCAAGAGUUUGCGGCCGCUCUCGGGCUCAAGAAAUCACCCCCCACGGGCAGGAUGCCCCGACUACCACCAGCAGACAAGGAGAUGGACAUCCUAACCCCCGCACGGUACCCAUCCGCCUCCUUAACCGAAUCCCAGCAAGCCGAAGUCACCAACUCCCUCAAGCACACCGAAGCCACCGCCUGGGCCGGGCUCAGCUCCACCAAGUUCGUCGCGCGAGCCGUCUUCCGCUCCCUGCUGGGGGAGUGGAAGCUCGAGCGCGCGCUGACCAGCAAGCUGCCCAGCCAUCCGAGCGGGCACUUCAGCGGGACGGCCAAGUUCCUGCUCCGCGAGGGCACGCGGGACGGCCGCGAGGCGGCGUUCGACGCCCUGGGCGACCAUGGCGACCACCCGGGCCUAGAGUACCUCUACAUCGAGGAGGGCGACUUCAAAGCCGCCAAUGGCUUGACCUUCCGCGCCACGCGCCGGUAUGUGUGGCGCUAUGAUGAGGGGAGGGAUCGGUUGAGUGUGUGGUUUGCGAAGACGGAUGAUCAGAAGCGCGCGGAUUACCUGUUUCAUGAGGUGGAGUUUGUCCCGCCGAAGGGGAAUGGGGAGGGUGAGGAUGAUGGCAAGGGGUGGGAGGCCAAGGCGGGCCACUUGUGCAUUGACGACUUUUACAACGUCAAGUACAAUUUCAAGUUCAACGCCGUCAACCUGGUGGACUGGCGGCUGUCAUACACGGUCAAAGGCCCGAAGAAGGAUUAUACCAUCGAUGGCGUGUAUACUCGAUAG